AUGGCUCAUGGUCUGAGCCCCAGUUCUUCAUUUGACCAAGUGUUUGCCUUGUGCAAAAGGGUGUUCUUUUGGUGGAAGGGCAUUGUGAAGACGCAUCUUGGGUUGAAAGCGUUUCAGCCAUUCAAUGGAGUUUUAGCUGUUGGCUCAUCCUUGUCUUUCCUAUUAGCCCUGGCUUGUGCCUACUCGUUUCUCUCUCCUAGGGUUCAGCAGCAGGCUGAUGUGGCUGCUAGCUACGGGCCUCCCGUACCCAAUUCAUCAGUAGUUACAGACUGCAAUCUGUUUGAAGGAAGCUGGAUCCAGGAUCAGGGUUACAUCCCUUUGUAUAAUUCCUCCCUCUGCCCUUUUGCAGAGCGAGGGUUUAAUUGCUUGGCAAAUGGUAGGAAGGAUCAGGGUUAUUUGAGAUGGAGGUGGAAGCCUAAGGGUUGUACCAUCCCCAGCUUCAAUGCUCGCAGAGUGCUGGAGAAAUUGAGAGGCAAGAGGAUUGUAUUCGUGGGGGAUUCGCUGAGCAGAACACAGUGGGAGUCUUUGGUAUGCAUGCUCAUGACUGGUGUGGAUGAUAAAAGGAAUGUUUAUGAAGUCAAUGGGAACAAGAUUACUAAAAGAAUUAGAUUUCUGGGUGUAAGGUUCAGCUCAUACAAUCUGAGAGUUGAUUUCUAUCGAUCUGUUUUCUUGGUCCAGACUGGUUCUGUGCCUAAAAGGGCACCAAAGAGGGUUAAGUCGACUCUGAAGCUUGAUAAGAUGGAUGAUAUCAGCAAUGAGUGGAUUGAUUCAGAUGUUCUGAUCUUUAACUCAGGCCACUGGUGGACUCCUAGUAAGCUUUUCGAAAUGGGCUGUUAUUUUCAAGUAGGUGGAUCUUUGAAGCUUGGACUGCCUAUAAACACCGGAUUCAAAAUGGCAUUGGAGACUUGGGCAUCCUGGGCUGCUAGUAAUCUCAACACCAAAAGAACAACCGUAUUCUUCCGGACUUUCGAAUCUUCACAUUGGAGUGGCAAGAACUUCGCUUCCUGCAAGGUGACUCGGAACCCUUUGACGAAAACAAAAGGGAAGGAGAGGAACGCAUUGUCGAACAUCAUAUUGAAGGUCGUGAAGAAAUUGGCACCGGUUCCUGUAACCGUACUGCACGUAACACCAAUGUGUGCAUCUCGUAGUGAUGCUCAUGUGGGCACUUGGAGCGAUAACCCUUCUGUACCCGAUUGCAGCCACUGGUGCCUACCUGGAGUGCCUGAUACCUGGAAUGAAAUUCUCUCGUCCUACAUUUUGAACGACAAUCACUGA
Messenger RNA from Linum tenue, 1275 nucleotides. Lineage: Eukaryota; Viridiplantae; Streptophyta; Magnoliopsida; Malpighiales; Linaceae. The record is from the annotation of a GenBank genome assembly.